This is a messenger RNA of Huiozyma naganishii CBS 8797, 537 nucleotides long. RefSeq names its product Mg-dependent acid phosphatase. The record is from RefSeq and is a predicted model, not a curated record. Lineage: Eukaryota; Fungi; Ascomycota; Saccharomycetes; Saccharomycetales; Saccharomycetaceae. Bases 1 to 537 code for a protein of 178 amino acids. The transcript has a single exon. Gene Ontology annotation, molecular function: acid phosphatase activity.
AUGACGAUUAAAUACCCCAAAGUUGCCGCAUUCGAUUUAGACUACACAGUGUGGCCAUGUUACUGUGAUACCCACUUGUUCCCACCAUUCACUCCCAUCAAAAAGCCUGAUGGACAAGUUCUCACGGUGAUUGACGCCCGAGGAUUUGAACUGUCGUUGUACAAAGAUAUCCCCAAGAUUCUCACCGAUUUGAAGGAAAACGAUGUAACUCUUGUAUCUGCGUCUAGAACAUGGGCACCUGAGAUUGCGAAAGACCUGAUGAAAGUUUUUCAGGUAGAAUAUAACGGUAAGAUAGUAUAUCUCGGUGACUUAUUUGACGACAUGCAAUGGGGUGAGAGAAGUAAGGUUGGUCACUUGAGAGACGCUUUGAAGAAACUAUAUAACGAUGAUAAACUGGAACACUUUUCCAUGUGUUUAUUUGACGAUGAGAGUAGAAACAAAGAUGUGGAAAAAUACGGUGUUAAAUUUGUUUACGUAAAAGAUUCAGAAAAUGGUCCAUCAUGGAUGCUGUACCAAAAAUACCUUACCUCUGAGUAA